Messenger RNA from Bicyclus anynana (squinting bush brown), 3099 nucleotides. RefSeq names its product gastrula zinc finger protein XlCGF71.1. The record is from RefSeq and is a predicted model, not a curated record. The coding region runs from base 1660 to 2439 and encodes 259 amino acids. Gene Ontology annotation, biological process: regulation of transcription by RNA polymerase II. Gene Ontology annotation, cellular component: chromosome. Gene Ontology annotation, molecular function: chromatin insulator sequence binding. The transcript is spliced from 3 exons. Lineage: Eukaryota; Metazoa; Arthropoda; Insecta; Lepidoptera; Nymphalidae.
GUGAAAUGAACUGUCACCCGCACCAUCCUACAGCGCACGAGCUGUAGUGCCAACUAUUUACUUGUGAUAAAAGAGGAUGUAGGGACUGAAAUUGAGAAAGGUAUACUGAGGAUGAACGAAAGAGGCAAAUGACAAUAACAAAAGGGGACAGUGAAUGGAAAUGUUGCAAGGGGAAGGUCAAGGAGAAUCUCGUAUACGAAGGAAGGCCUGCCCCUGUAGGUCGCUCACAUAGGCUGAUAAAUAAUAACACAUCAUUACUUUUAAUUUAACUUACCCUGUAAAUCAAGUAAUUUGAAAAUUUACUUGCUUGUUUAGUUCUGUACAGUGGUGUGAAUAAGUUCUUUAUCUAGGGUAAACAAAUACAAAUUUUCUCUCCAGUACAGGUUUGUAAGGAAUUUUCCGGGUAAGCAGUGCACGUUGCAUCUGUGGAGUGCACGCCAGUGGUUCUGCAGUCUACAAGAUCAUUUUGUCUAUACAUUCUACACCAUAAGAAAUAGCAUAAACAUCGCUUUCUAUAUUGUUGCGAUGUGAUGAAAGAGAGCGGACUUCAGAAGUACUUAUCGCAACGCCGUUCACGGUAUGUGGCACAUACCGCGAACUUACUGCCUCCGACUCCGGAGGGCGUAGCUUCGAAUCCGGUCCGGGGCAUGCAUCUCCAACUUUUCAGUUGUGUGCAUUUUAAGAUAUUAAAUAUCACGUGUCUCAAACGGUGAAGGAAAAACAUCUUGAGGAAACCUACACACCAGAGAGUUGUCUUAAUUCUCUGCGUGUGUGAAGUCUGCCAAUCCACAUUUGGCCAGCGUGGUGGACUAUUGGCCUAACCCCUCUCAUUCUGAGAGGAGACUCUCAGAAUGAGAAUGAGCGCUUUACACGACGAAAACGAUUACAACAAUGAAACAUCGAUUCUAUAGCAACAGUUUUUAUAAACGCGUUAGAUCAUUGAUUCUUGAUCUUUGGCAGAGGGGUAACGGUUUACCAGGCAGGUCCUUUCUUUUUGAUGGUCUAAGGUAUAAGUGAUAAAAUUAUCGAUAUUAUCCAAAAUCGAUGUUUAGUUUGUGAUUAAUUUUUAAUUUUGAUUAUAUUAUCGAACAUCGAUACAUCGAUAUUUAUUAAUCUGUGCACUUGACAGCUGAGCUGCUUAGUUGUGUACUCCUGAGUAAAUAUGUUCCUUGGUUGUGUAUGUGUUCCUUAGCCAUAGAGUACAUUGAAUAUAGGGUAUCCUUAGCUCAUCAUCAAAUCAAAACAUUAAAGAAUAUUUUCAAUAAUAUCUCUUGCUCUAAGUUAAUCUUAAUUCAUAAUUCUUAUUUGUUUGUUAUAAAGUUCGCUCGUGUGUGUAUCACGCUUGAGAAGAUUGAUUUUGAACAACCUGUGUGUGGAUCAAGCUUCUAAAGAUUGAUUUCAUACUCAUAUCAUUUUGACCUUUUUUUUGUUGUUUUAACCUAUUCUUGUCACACUCUAACUUAUUUCACAUGUAGUAAAAAGAACAAGGAUGGCAUAUAAUCACUCAUAACCUGUACAAAACACGUGUUGAAGUGUUACAUAGAAGUGAAGAUAGAGCCGUGUGAAAUCUCUGAACCACAACAACAAGAGACAACCAUUUUCACAGAAACAAAAUGUAUCUCAACAGGACAUAGACUUGUAGAAAUUAAAGUGGAGCCAAUGGAUGAAGUUCCUGCUCCAGAAGAAAACUCAGUAACUUUGGCCUCCACCAUACCGAAGAAAACAAUGCAGAAGGAACACACUGGUGCCACAAAGAAAACACAUUCGUGCAAUGUUUGUGACUAUAAAUGUAAAUUUAAAAGCGUUCUACUUGUACACAUGAGAACUCACACAGGCGAGAAGCCUUUUUCAUGUCACCUAUGUCAGACUAAAUGUGCGCUUCAAAGUAGUUUCACAAAACACAUGAGAAAACAUUCUGGAGAGACACCAUACUCCUGUAAACUAUGUCAGCAAAAGUUUAAACAGCACAGCCAUUUAUAUAAUCAUAUGAAAAUACAUAAUGGCGAGAGAUCUUUUUCGUGUGACAUAUGUCAAUCCAAGUUUACAAAAAAAUAUCAUUUGAUCAAUCACAUGAUGAUUCACACUGGUUUAAAGCCUUAUGUUUGUGAUAUAUGUCACAUUAAAUUUGCAAUGAAAUCUAAUUUGACCACACAUAUGAGAACACACACUGGUGAAAAACCUUUUCUUUGUAACAUAUGCCAUGAGAAAUUUACACUUAAAAAGUCUUUGACUAAACAUAUGUUACUUCAUAUUGGCAAAAGACCAUUUUCUUGUGCUUUAUGUCCUAAAGAGUGCAGCACAAAAUACAAUUUGAGUGUCCACAUGAGAACUCAUACUGGCGAGCAACCAUACUCUUGUGGUCUAUGCCAGAGGAAAUUUACGCAGAAAAGUCAUUUAACUUUUCACAUGAAGGAUCACAUGCGUGAAUCGCCUAAAUGAGAAAAAAAGUUUGAGUUUUUAUCUGAUUUAGUUGAACAAAUAUAUCAACUAUCUAUACUUAUAAUAAAACUGUUACAGGUCUAAUUCUGUACAUUGAAGAUAUUUUGAAAAUUUUAGUUAGAUGGCAUUAAAAGGGGUUGAAAGUUUUUAUGGAUAGACCUUCAUUUUUCAAGUUAUAUUUGUAAAAAUUGGUGUGUGUACUAUCACGUCAAAAAAUACUAAACUAAAGUAAAAUAAAUUUAGAAAAUGUGUAAUUAUGAUAUCAAAACUUGCAUAAAUCAUAAAUAGCUUUUGAAGAUACUAUGAUAAAAGCCGAAUUAUUAGAUAUCGCCAAAAAAGAAAAAAAGACCCAUUAACGAACGAUCAUUGAAGAAAUGGCAAAGGGGUAUAACAAUUUUAAGACUGCCCCCUUACCAUUGUGAACUCAAUCCGAUUAAAUUGAUCUGUGCUCAGGUAAAGGGGCAUGUCGCUAAAAAUAAUAAGACAUAAAAAGUUAACGAUGUCAAAAAACUAUUUGAAGAAGGUUUUUGGCUGGUAACGCAGCGAUGGAUUAGCUGUAUAUAACGUGUUAUCAAAAUGGAAAAUGAGAUGUACCGUCUGGGCUGGAUUUUUAAUUGAAGUUGGUAAUGACUCUGAAUAAAUAUAAUAUAAAAAAUUGAA